UAUCAACAAUAAUAAUUCAUUAAAUAAUUGUUAUUUAAACAAAUUAUAAAUCAUUUUAUUUUUAUUUAUAAUUAUUAUCAAUUUAUAAAAUUUAAAAAAGGAAAGUAUCUUGAAUUGUGGUGAAUUUUUUUAUAAAUAAAAUUUAAAAUCAUCAAUCGACUUGAUAAAUAUAAUAAAUAUUAUAAAUUAUUAUUAAACAAUAUACUAGUAAAUAAUAAUGUUUUUAUUUAUUGUUAUUGCUUAUUAAUAAUAUUGAAUUUUUCUUUUUUUCAAAAUAAAUAUCAAUGCGCAGCACUCAUUGUCAUGCGUGGAAUAAUUUUUUAACAAAAAUCAACUGUGUAAAGUAGCCAAAUAAAAAAAAAAAAUUCCAUUUACAUCAUGAUUUGAACAAUCAGGAAUUUCCAAGAAAUAAGCGUGGAUAUGCAAUACGUAGAAACACGUGUUGUUUGCUAAAAAAAAUAUUUUGUUUAUUAAAAUUUGACUUGUCAAUUUUUAAUUACUCAUAAUUAUCGAGACAGUACUAAUCAGGGAUUUUAAGAGACACAAUAAGUGUUACAUUAGUGACAAUGGAAGCUUGUUCAGAAUCAAUAUCUCAUUUAACAGUGAGUGGUGAUGGUGAUGAUGAUAAUAAAAUGGAAAAAAAACAAGCAAGAAGUAAAGGUGAAACUCGUGGACAAAAAUUAUCUGGUUUAACUCAUGAAUGUGGUGUUUUUGGUUGUAUUGCUGCUGGUGAUUGGCCAUCACAAAUGGAUGUAAGUCAAGUUAUUUGUCUUGGUCUUGUUGCACUUCAACACAGAGGUCAAGAAUCAGCUGGUAUUGUAACAAGUCAAGGUGUAUGUGCUAAAUCAUUUCAUGUACAUAAAGGUAUGGGAAUGAUAAAUAAUAUAUUUACUGAUGAUAGUAUAAAAAAAUUACGUGGUAAUCUUGGUAUUGGACAUACACGUUACAGUACAAGUGCAGCAAGUGAAGAAGUUAAUUGUCAACCAUUUGUUGUACAUACUGCACAUGGAGCAUUGGCUGUUGCACAUAAUGGUGAAUUAGUUAAUACAGAAUCAUUAAGAAAAAUGGUACUUGGUAGAGGUGUUGGUUUAUCAACAUUAUCUGAUUCAGAACUUAUAACACAAGCAUUAUGUUUAAAUCCACCAGAGGGUGAAGUUAAUGGACCAGAUUGGCCAGCAAGAAUUAAACAUUUAAUGCAACUUGCACCAUUAUCAUAUUCACUUGUUAUUAUGCAAAGAGAUAAAAUAUAUGGUGUACGUGAUCCAUAUGGUAAUCGUCCAUUGUGUAUAGGUAAAAUUGUACCAAUUGGUAAACUUGCUAAUAAUGAAUCAGAUGAUGAUGAUGAUGCUGAUGGUUGGGUUAUAUCAUCUGAAUCAUGUGGUUUUCUUAGUAUUGGAGCACGUUAUGUACGUGAAGUAUUUCCUGGUGAAAUUGUUGAAUUAACACGUGAAGGAAUUAAAACAAUUGACAUUGUUGAUAGACCUGAAAAAAAACCACAAGCAUUUUGUAUAUUUGAAUAUGUUUAUUUUGCAAGAAGUGAUAGUAUAUUUGAAGGACAAAUGGUUUAUUCAGUACGUAUGCAAUGUGGAAGAAUGUUGGCUAUUGAAUCACCAGUUGAAGCUGAUAUUGUUAGUUCAGUACCUGAAUCUGGUACAGCUGCUGCACAUGGAUAUGCAAGACAAUCACAAGUACCAUUUGCUGAGGUACUAUGUAAAAAUCGUUAUGUUGGACGUACAUUUAUUCAACCAAGUACAAGACUAAGACAAUUAGGUGUUGCUAAAAAAUUUGGUGCACUAUCAGAAAAUGUCAAAGGUAAAAGAUUAAUUCUCAUUGAUGAUUCAAUUGUCAGGGGUAAUACAAUUGGUCCAAUUAUUAAAUUGUUACGUGAUGCUGGAGCUAAAGAGGUUCAUGUGAAAAUUGCUUCUCCACCUCUUAAGUAUCCUUGUUACAUGGGUAUAAAUAUUCCAACAAGAGAAGAAUUAAUUGCAAAUAGAUUGGAUAAUAUUAAAUUAGCUAAACAUGUUGGAGCUGAUACCCUAACUUAUUUAUCAGUUGAUGGACUUGUUGAAGCUGUCAGACAUGGUAUGGAUAAUCGUGAAAGCAGUUAUAUUGGUCAUUGUACAGCUUGUCUCACUGGUGAAUAUCCUGAUGAACUACCAAGAGAUCUUGAUUGGUAGAUUAACAUUAUGGAAAAUCAAAUAUUAUAUUUUUAAAAAUAAGAAAAAACAUGACAAUUUUGAUGAUGAUUAAUUUUUUUAUUAAUUUUUUGUAUUGCAAUAUUUUUUUUUUGCUUAAUCUUUUUUUUUUUUUUUUAAUUAUCAAAUUGUCAAAUUUACUGAUUCUUUAUAAUUAAUCUAUUUUUUAGAAAAUAUAUUUGUAAUAAAUAAAGAAAAAUGAAAAAUUUAAUUAUUUACAUGAAAAAAUAUAUGAAAAUUAAGAAUCUU
Aphidius gifuensis is the source of this 2444-nucleotide messenger RNA. Its product is annotated as amidophosphoribosyltransferase-like. Gene Ontology annotation, molecular function: amidophosphoribosyltransferase activity. Gene Ontology annotation, biological process: purine nucleotide biosynthetic process; purine nucleobase biosynthetic process. The coding region runs from base 567 to 2177 and encodes 536 amino acids. The record is from RefSeq and is a predicted model, not a curated record. NCBI's taxonomy places the organism in Eukaryota, Metazoa, Arthropoda, Insecta, Hymenoptera, Braconidae. The transcript has 3 exons.